GGCGGCGGCGGGGCCCCGCCCAGGGGGCUGCGCCGCGCCCGGCGCAGGGCCGGUGGUGGGUGGCGGCGGCCAGUUGCGGCGGGGUCCGGCCUGUCAUGGAGGUGCGGGACGGGGCGCCGGGCGCUUCCGCGUGAGGGCGGCUCCGGCGGCGGCCCGGGAAGGUUUAUCAGUGCUUUGUCAGGACCUCGUUCAGAGUCUCCAUGUUGUCCCACCUCCAUAAAACUGAUCUGAGAAGAAGCGGGGGACAGUCUGUUCGGGCCGUGUGUUUCCAGUAAGCGUUGGUUUGUGACUCCGGGCAAGGCAGGUGUGUAUCCUUCAAGAGGUACAGACUAAAUGGAUCUAAAGACAGCAGUGUUCAAUGCAGCUCGUGAUGGCAAGCUGCGGCUCCUUUCCAAGUUACUGGCAAGCAAAACAAGAGAAGAAGUGGCCUUACUUAUGUCAGAAAAAACCAAUGGUGCCACGCCACUUCUGAUGGCAGCCCGUUAUGGGCACCUGGACAUGGUGGAGUACUUGCUGGACCACUGUUCUGCUUCGAUAGAAGUUGGUGGCUCGGUGAAUUUUGAUGGUGAGACCAUUGAGGGAGCCCCGCCAUUAUGGGCAGCAUCAGCUGCUGGUCACUUAAAGGUGGUUCAAUGUCUGUUAGAUCAUGGUGCAUCUGUCAACAACACAACUCUGACAAAUUCAACGCCGCUUAGAGCUGCCUGUUUUGAUGGUCACCUGGAAAUAGUAAAAUACCUUGUGGAGCACAAAGCGGACUUGGAAGUAUCAAACCGUCAUGGGCAUACAUGCUUGAUGAUCUCCUGUUACAAGGGCCACAAAGAAAUUGCUCAGUAUUUACUUGAAAAAGGAGCAGAUGUCAACAGAAAAAGUGUUAAAGGAAACACUGCGUUACAUGACUGUGCAGAAUCUGGAAGUCUGGAGAUCAUGAAGAUGCUUCUCAAGUAUUGUGCUAAGAUGGAAAAGGACGGCUAUGGGAUGACUCCCCUUCUGUCAGCCAGUGUGACCGGCCACACAAAUAUCGUGGAUUUUCUGACGCAGCAUGUACAGACUAGUAAGACAGAGCGUAUAAAUGCUCUAGAACUUCUAGGAGCAACAUUUGUGGACAAAAAGAGAGAUCUGCUUGGUGCUUUGAAAUACUGGAAACGAGCUAUGGAGAUGAGAUACAGUGAUAGGACUAAUAUCCUAAGCAAGCCUGUGCCACAAACACUAAUUAUGGCCUAUGAUUAUGCUAAAGAGGUAAACAGCUCAGAAGAGCUAGAAAACCUUAUUGCAGACCCUGAUGAGAUGAGAAUGCAAGCGCUAUUAAUUAGAGAACGUAUUCUUGGUCCUUCACACCCAGAUACAUCCUACUAUAUUAGAUACAGAGGUGCUGUCUAUGCAGACUCUGGAAACUUCAAGCGAUGCAUCAACUUAUGGAAAUAUGCUUUGGACAUGCAGCAGAGCAAUCUAGAUCCACUGAGCCCUAUGACAGCCAGCAGUUUACUGUCAUUUGCUGAACUCUUCUCCUUCAUGCUGCAGGAUAGGGCAAAAGGCCUGCUUGGCACUACUGUUACAUUUGAUGAUCUCAUGGGUAUAUUGUGCAAAAGUGUCCUCGAAAUAGAACGGGCUAUGAAACAAACGCAGUGUCCUCCAGACCCAAUACAGCUGAAUAAAGCCCUUUCCAUCAUUUUGCAUUUAAUUUGCUUGUUGGAAAAAGUACCUUGCAGCUCAGAACAGGAACAUUUUAAGAAACAGACUAUUUACAAGUUUCUUAAGCUUCAGCCUAGAGGGAAGAAUAACUUCAGCCCACUUCACCUUGCUGUUGACAAGAAUACUACAUGUGUGGGGCGCUACCCAGUUUGUAAAUUCCCCUCUCUACAAGUUACUGCUAUACUGGUGGAAUGUGGUGCUGAUGUAAAUGUCAGAGACUCUGAUAACAACAGUCCUUUACACAUUGCUGCACUGAACAACCAUCCAGACAUCAUGAAUCUUCUUAUCAAGUCAGGUUCACACUUUGAUGCCACAAACUCGCAUAAACAAACUGCUAGUGAUUUGCUGGAUGAGAAGGAAAUAGCAAAAAAUUUGAUCCAGCCCAUAAAUCAUACUACGUUGCAGUGUCUUGCUGCUCGUGUUAUAGUGAAUCAUAACAUAUACUACGCAGGACACAUCCCUGAAAAAUUGGAGAACUUUGUUUUGCUCCACAGAUGAUAGUGUGGAGUCUCGGAGUACUGUUGUUGAAGCACGACUUGGUGACAAUGUUUUUCUCGAGCACUGUUGUGAUACACCAGCGUUCCCUUAGCUUGCUCCAUCUUGCUGUCAUUGGCUAAAGCGUUGUUAGCAUCAGAUCUACAGAGUUGGUUACCCAGUAUUUAAUAUGAAUAUGCCAUAUAAUAUAUUUUGUGGAUUAUUUAGAAAUGUAAUGCCAUAUUUAGACUCUUAAAAUUGUCUGCCAAAGGCUUGUCUAUUCUGGUCUUAUUUGCCUGUUGGGUGUUUGGGACUGAGUUGAAUGUUUUCCACUGAUGUCUUUUUACUAUAACUGUUGUGUGGAUUUUAUACAGUUGGAAGGUCAUCAUUUUUGGUUUUGCUUGAGCAUUUCUACUCUUAUUCUAUUCUUUUUCUAUGGACUCAUUGCUAAACUGUACAAGUUGUAUGGACUUGUUAACAUUUGCAACUACCAUAAGUGCUUUUAUCUUCUCUAUGCACUGGCUUAAACAUGACUGUUGUGUGUGAGCAUAUUUCUAUGCAGCAGUUGGCCAAUUUCAACUUAAAUGCCAAUUUUGUUUUGCAGUUUGUUUGGAGCUCUUUUUGAGAAUGCUGCCUUCAUAGCAUGACAAAUUUUGGAGCUACAUAUCAGCUCUCCAGACUUGGGUUUGACUUUUUUAUUCUAGCUGUAACUGAGGUCGCUUUCCUCUUGAUCCUCUGGAAAUUUGUGCUAAAUUUGGGAGAAGAAACUCUCUCUUGUUCUCAUGGUAAUCCACUUGAACUUUAAAUCUCAAAGUCAUUCUAUUGCAUAAUGCAUUUAGGGGAAGAGUUCUCAUCAUGUACAACUGACACCUUCCUCUUUGCACUAAUGUCUUGCUUGUGCUGGUUAUGUGACUAGAUGUGAAGUUUGCUCAAAGUUUAACCUCAAACUUAAUGAUACACUUUAAUGGGAAAUAGAUCAAAUGUAUGCCGUAGUUUAAAUUUACAAAUCAACUUCUUUAGCUACAAAAGAAACUAAAGCAUGUUGGUGGCAUGACGCUUAUCAGUCCAGAGCUAGACAUCAUCUAGUAUAAUUAUAAUGUAGUGAGUGGCUGUAUGCCAGGGUAUUGGAAGUUCUAUAGCCUUGUCCCUUUUUCUUCAUUUUAAAUAUCUUUAUAAAUACUUGCAUGGAUUUUUUCAUCUCUACCAUCUGUCAGCUGUACUUAAAGAAAAAGCAGAAGUUCUGUUGUGUAUAUAGCUCCUGAUUAAAGUUACCUAUUUUUAUAAUAUUUGCACAACAGCUUAGCUUUUACAACAGAAAGGGCUCUUUUGACUUGAUAAGAAAUCUAUAAAUGAAGAUCAUAAAUGAGAGUGAGAUUCAGGUAAUUAAUAUAAUUCAGCACUUUACUGUUGAUUAAUAGUAGAAUUUAUUAUGGCACAUUAGCCCUGCGAAUGUCUUAAGUGGAAUUCAUUUCUGUUGAGUAGAAUACAGUUUACCUGCAAGUUUAGCGAUCUAGCAUAUUGAGUAUUGUUGAACUGAUGUUUCAUUUCAGUGAUGGGCAGUAGAUGUACCUAUGGGGUUUUUGCUCCAGAAAUUCAACAAGUUGAUCUAGGCUUUUGUCAGUGACAGAGAUACUUAAAAGCCAAAUGAUUUAGAUAAAGGAAACAUUGAUUUAGGAGGGUCUUUUCUUUUUUUAAUUUGCUGUUGGAGUAUUUUUGUCUUUCGUGAAUGAGGCUGAGGAAGAAUAUGUCUUGAGAGCGUAUAAGAAUAGUUCUUCCUUGCUUCUUGGCUGUUUCAGGUUUCCUCGUAGUGUACAGUGUGGAGCCAACGAGCUUACCCAUCCUUGGGAAAAAUACUGGGACGCUUUUAAACAAAGAUAUGUUGAAAGCAGUGCUGUUUGUGUAUUGCCACUUUCAAACUCUGUAUUUUGAAGCAACUUUCACCUGUUUGUCCCAUGGCAUACGUACAUUGUUUUUGUGAAAUUCUGAGUAUGAGGAAAUCCUGUUAGCUUCUCUUGCGAAUAUGCAGCAGUAAAUUUCUUUUCAGUUGGCUGAAUUUCUCUGAUUUGCAAUGAUUAAAACACAUGCCACCCAAUUUGUCAUUUGUGAGAACAAGUAGUUUGAUUUUUUUUUUAUUUCUUAUUUUUGAUAUGCUUCUCUACUACUCUAUAAGAAGGUAUAAUCGACAAAUCACACCACAGUAGAAAUAAUCCACGUUACACUUCAAGUCAUUUUUUUAAAAAAAGUCCUCUUUCUACAGGUCAUAGAGAAAGGGAUUUCUAGAUCACUGUUUUAUACUCUGAAAUCUGUACUGCUCUUCAAGGUUUGUAAUUUAAAUUUCUGUAACUGUCCAAUAUCCUGUUUAAAAUUAGUUACUUGGACAUUGCUAGUCCAGAAAUAUAAUUUAAAAAUUAGGGGAGUAUGUGCUGAUAAUGUUAGCUGAUUUUUGAAUGAAAAAUCUCCUUAAAAGAGAAAGAAUAUCACUUUCUAAUAUAUGUAAGUCUGAUGAAAAUUACAAAGUCUUACAGGGAGGCUUAUUCUGGUAACUACUUUUUUUUGCACCCUCACCCCCUUUUUAAACAAACAUUUAAUAGGACGUACUGAUUUAUUGCAUGUGGUUCUAUCUAAAUACCUACCCAUACACAUCAGUCCUAAAGGAUAACACCCUAAUUCAGAAUUUAAUUUUGCAAGGUCAUGAGGGUAUCUGCUGAACUCUUACAUGUGAUCUUGUCAGAUAUUCAAGCAUAGGUGUCUAGAUGGACAAUUGAAUGCAUUUAAUUCCACUUUCCACGUAGCCUUGUAUGUUUACAUUACCCUGUUUAUACCCUGUUUAAUUUUUACUUCAUUUUAAAAGAAAUUGGUACAGAGCCUGUGUUGGAUAAUGCAUUGGGGAUUAGUUAAGGCUUUACUGACUGGGAGGGAGGGUUAGGAGAGUAGACCCUGUCUGAGAUGCUGCUGCUGCUAUGGCCAGUGCUAAAGGGUAGUAGCAGUUUGGCCUUCCUCUGCUCCCAGUUCAAACCAGGCUUGUCUCCACUUCAGUAUAGAUAUCACCUUUCUGGACCAGAACUUUUUUUAUUCUUAGCCUUGUUACUCAUUCAGAGAUGAGAAUAAGAUUAUGUUAGUGAAACGUGAUUCUAAAGGCAAUAGUGUUGCCAGCUGAACGCAAACUGCGAUGAAGACAAGGAGCUAAAGAGCAUUCAGAACACAAAGAAUUGUUUUCUUUUUGUCAUAUUUUUAACUCAUUCUUUUUCCAUUCUUCUCUUAUCUGUCUUUUUGGGCCUUUUUUGCUGAUGAAAUGUACUGUUCCAGAGCUACCAACCAUAAAAUCAUUGAGAACACAGAGGAAAAAAUUGUAUGCCCUUUAGGGGUGUAACAGGUUUUAAAAUUGGUUAGACGAUUCACAGAUAUGUGCCUUUUAAAGACAAGGAUACUGAAACACCCCUACUUGUUGGAUUUCUUUUUUUUCUUUUUUUCUUUUUUUUUUUUUUUUUCCUUUUGAUAAUACUCAACUCAAAGCACUUUUUCCUUUAAUCUUCUUGGGCUUCCACUGAAAUACUUCAGCCAGGAAGAUUAAAAGUACAUUGGUAAAAAAUGAAAUACUCUUCUUACCAAAUUCUAAAAUUAUAUUUCUAUUUUUAUAUCACUUAGGCCUUCCAAUAACAAGAUUCCAGUUGUCUGUGGUAUCUCUGAGGUUCUGAUUGCUAAAUGCACAGUGUAAAGGCAUUUUUUGAAAUAUAAGGCAACAGUGUGGUUAUUUUUCCAGUUAUACUCUGCAAUGGUCCCUGGAUAGGAAAUAUUUUAAUAUAUUUCCUAAAUCCCCAAAGAGUCUUCUUUUAACAACUGUUCGGAAACUGAUUGAAAUUAAACUCUUUCAUAUUUGUAAAACACUAUUUUAAAAAAAGGAUUGAAAUGCUAUGACAAAAUCCUUAUAAAAGGAUACAAUCCUUAAUAGGAAAAACAUGUGCCUCUUAGUUUUAUAUCAACUGCAAGGUAAUUGCAGCAGGAUAUGACUGCUCUUGAAAUAGCUUCCUCAUGCUUUGAAAUCUACAGAGUAGAAGGACCACUGUACUCUAAAAUAUUGACAAAUGUGGGUACAAAGACUUAACACUAAUUUCCAUCUUCUUGUGACUACAAUAAAGUCAAGUGGUAUUUAAUGCUCCAAAGUAAUUCUGAGGAAGUUGAUGGAGACGUACUAGACUGAAAUAUAGUUUGUUUUAUACUGUUCAGAUCUCUUGGCUUAGAGUGUCAAAGUAACUGUUAAACCCUCGGUGAGGGCAGAGUGAAAAGUUAUUGUUCAUUUGGUUUUAACUGACUUUGUAUUUGUGUUCUAUUCUCUCACAGAGACUUCCUAUGCAGGGCUAGCUUCAUGUAUUGAAAUACUGCAGUUUCUUUUUUACGUGAAGUAAUUUAGCUUUAACAGUAAUGUAAAAAAGGAAUAACAAGCGCAUUUCCCUGCUCUUACUCUCUCUAGGCUCCAAAUGCAGAUUACAUUAAAAUAUGUUUUGGAGAACA
Dromaius novaehollandiae (emu) is the source of this 6672-nucleotide messenger RNA. It is a transcript of the gene FEM1C, whose product is annotated as fem-1 homolog C. The transcript has 3 exons. The record is from RefSeq and is a predicted model, not a curated record. The coding region runs from base 334 to 2187 and encodes 617 amino acids. NCBI's taxonomy places the organism in Eukaryota, Metazoa, Chordata, Aves, Casuariiformes, Dromaiidae. Gene Ontology annotation, molecular function: protein binding.